This is a messenger RNA of Prorocentrum cordatum, 1263 nucleotides long. The record is from the annotation of a GenBank genome assembly. NCBI's taxonomy places the organism in Eukaryota, Dinophyceae, Prorocentrales, Prorocentraceae.
AUGAUCAGGUUGCCGCUUCAGCCGCACCAGCUCCGACAACUGGCGGGGGCAUGUGUGCUCGCAGCGGUCACGUGGCCCUUGGUCCUCAGGAGCCCGACCCAGAAGCAGAGACAAGGAUUGGACACUAUGUUGUCGAGAACGGUGAGAGGUGACCAGUGGCGGUCCAGGGCCAGGCCGCUGCAGCAGCUCCUCCUGGUUGGCCACACUGCCGACUUUUCGCUGCGCUUGCUGGACAGAAUCUGGACGCUGAUGGACGCGAGAAUCCGGCGACGCGGAGCCGCGUACGUCGAGGACGCUUUCAAGCAGUUCUGGAUGAAGGACAAAAGGACCGCCGGGGUCAUGCAGGCCGUGGAUGCGGCGAUGGGAAAGCUAUGCUUUCUAAUGAUGUUGGACGACCAGGACCAUGUAAUCUGGAAAGCCCCUCCAGAGGCAGAUGGGGCCGAGAUCUCCCUGACCAGCCCCAAAGACGCCAGGGACUACCUCAUUCGUGAAGUAUGGCGAAAGAGGCUGUGGACAACAUUCCUCGGCAGCCGCACGCGGCGGGACAGCGCUGCCGGACGGCACGCGCAGGCGCCUUAUUGUCCACGGGCUAUCCGUGCGGCGCUGGGGCUGACGAAGGCGUCAGAACACGAGAUCGCGAUCCUCACGGGCGCGUUCUUCAGCAAUGCGAGACUGGCUAAGAUCAAGGGGCUUCCGGUACCCAAGUGCUUCGGCUGCGACUUGGACGAGGACGACGAUGCAGCGCACACCUUCUGGAGAUGCCCGAGGCUUGCGCAUUGGAGGAGGUUCGUGGCGAUCCCGCCGAACCCUGAGUGGCCGGUCUGGCCAACCAGGCUGCUCCGCAGCAAGAAGGAGGUGGAGGAGUUCAAACAGCGGAUCCACUACAUGGCCAGCGUCCGGCAAUGCAUCCUGCAUCAGAGACAUCGCCGCACGGACGCCGAGGGAGAGCAGGCAAAGAGCCCCAGGAGGACGAAAACCGCCACCGCUGAGGUGGAGAAAGAGAGAAUGAGGAGGAAGAGGAAGGGGACAGUGAGGAGGCUGAGGAGGUGGCCAGAAAGGCGAGGAAGAGAAGAAGGAGACAGAAAGCUAAGGAGGGUGAGGAGGUCGAGGAGGUGGAGAUGCAUCGCAAUUAGUGGAGGAAGAGAGGAGGUGGAGGUGGGAGAGAAGGCUGAGGAGGAUCAGACCAGGAGCAGAAGGCAGCAGUGUAGCAUUGGGAAGGUCGUUCAUCUCGCGAGCCCUCCGCAGGUUCGCCGCCGUCUCUGA